Ostrinia nubilalis (European corn borer) is the source of this 2525-nucleotide messenger RNA. It is a transcript of the gene Orc3, whose product is annotated as origin recognition complex subunit 3. Gene Ontology annotation, molecular function: DNA replication origin binding. NCBI's taxonomy places the organism in Eukaryota, Metazoa, Arthropoda, Insecta, Lepidoptera, Crambidae. The coding region runs from base 294 to 2468 and encodes 724 amino acids. Gene Ontology annotation, biological process: DNA replication; DNA replication initiation. The record is from RefSeq and is a predicted model, not a curated record. The transcript is spliced from 12 exons. Gene Ontology annotation, cellular component: nuclear origin of replication recognition complex; DNA replication preinitiation complex; nuclear pre-replicative complex.
UCAUUUGUCAAAUUUAAAAAAAGUUCUACGACGAAUAGAAUUUCAAAAGCUUUGUUUUUGUUAUUAAUUUAAUUGAUAACAUUUGUUUUAUUAGCCAGCAUCAUCUUUAAUCACACUUUCAAUCAAGCGUCUCUUUCAUAAACCUAAAUGUGUGCGUAAAUUGCAGAAAUUCUAACCUUAAAACUGCAUAGAGACGGCAUUUCCCCUCAUUUCCCUCAACCAGUUAAAUUGUGGAUAAUACAAAACCUGUUUUGUGCUGUUGUUAACCUAUUCUUAAGUGAAAAUUAGAUACCAUGGAUUCGACAGUAUCCGUUUCAAAAGGAGUCUUUUUGUUUAAUAAUGGAUUGAACAAAACAAAAGCGUCUAAAAAGCAUCCUAAAAAACUGCUUUAUGAAAAGUUUUUCAAAAAGAGUUCUUGGCAUGCUACAUUUACGAGGAACUGGGAUUAUAUUGAAAAUGAAAUAAGAGAACUUCACCAAAAAACGUACAGUGUGCUGCUCAACGAUAUUGUCAAUUAUGUCAAAUCCUUCUACGGAGACAGUGAGACUGAUGGAUUGGAAGGCAUAAUACCAAGUGCCACUCUGUUGACUGGAGUAAAUCAGCCUGAUCAUGUAUCUCAAUUCAAGGCUUUAAUAGACAAAAUCAGGAAUGAGGUGACCCCACACAUAGCAAUGGUCAAUUCACAAGAUGCACCUACAUUGAAACAUUUAGUUGAAAACACUGUCUGGCAAUUGAUGUAUGGACAUGAAGCAUUAGAUUUUGAUGAUGAAGAAUUCAAAGAUAAUAUUAUAUAUAAGAAAUUGAGGAAAAACCAAUGUACCAUGAAAGUAUUACAGAGUUGGUACCAUGCUCAUUACACAAAUGCUUCACCAAAGAAGAAGAAGCACAAAACUUCAAGUAGAUCACUGGUAGUCAUUAUUCCAGACUUUGAAAGCUUUAAUUGCAGUGUUCUACAGGAUUUUGUGAUGAUUAUAAGUUCCUAUGUGUCGUCAAUCCCAAUAGUGUUUGUUUUUGGAGUGGCCACAUCUGUGUCAGCCUUGCACAAGUCCUUCCCAUAUCAUGUGUCUUCAAAAUUGUGGAUCAAAGUCUUUCAUUCCCACUCAUCACCUGUCUACAUGAAUCAAGUUCUAGAAGAUAUAUUUUUGUCACAUACUAGCCCUAUUCAUUUGUCGGGUAAAGCUUUCGAGUUACUAACUGACGUAUUCUUGUUCUACGAUUUUUCUGUGACUGGGUUGAUACAGAGUAUAAAAUAUUGUAUGAUGGAUCACUAUUACGGAGAUAAUGUCAAAUCAUUAUGCUGUGAAAGGGAGAACAUUGAAGAGGCUGUGAUGAAUCUCAGUUCAGAUGAUCUCGAAAGCAUCAGGCAGCUACCAUCUUUCAGACCAUUCCUAGAGGCUCAACAAGACUGCGAAACAAGAAUUGGCCUUUUUGAAGAUGAUAAUUUCUUCAGAGAAGUUUUGAUAAAGGAAAUGAACAAACUUCAUGAUUAUUUGUUCACUUUUUAUUUAUGUGUAAGACUGCUAUUAGUCUUUGUCAAAGACAUUCCAAAGAAUAUUCUUGGUAAAUCGGUUCGAGAAAUCUACACAAAAUGUGCUGUAGAAUGUAUAACAAGUACACUUGCAUUUAAAGAAUGCAUGCAACUCAUCCAGUUUCAAUCUCAAGUGAAACUAGCUGAUACCAUUAAGUCUGCGCUGAAAGUAGUAAACUCUGCACUGCAAAUAUCUUCUCCAGUGAAACCUCUACGAUCUACACCAACGAAAAAUAAUCUCAAUAAUAUUACCUUGAACAAUGAUAUGGGUGAAGGUUUUGUCAAAACCGUGAGAGUACAUUUGCUCAUGUUUUUAAGACAGAUUGAACAUGCAAACACUGAAGCUACAGUAUUGUGCAAUGAAUCGGAAGAUUUUGAAAAUAGUCCAGAAAAUGUCCCAGGAAAUAGGUACAAGUUAAAAGAGAAACUGCUCAAAGCCACAAGAGUUGAUAAGAUCCAAUCAGAAUACGACAUGGUCCGGGCCAGAUUCGUUAGCUAUUUGGAGGAGAUGUUCACCAAAGGAUUGAUGCCGCCUCACACACAGACGUUCCAUGAAAUACUGUUCUUCACUGACGUUGGAAAUGUUAGGAAACAGAUCGUGGGUUCCCCGCGUGGAGCCCUUCAUACAGCUCUAAGCAAUCCAGUGCACUAUUUACAGUGCUCGUGCUGCCACCUGGCGUCGCCGGACAGCGUGACGGACACGCUGCCGGACGUGUGCCUGGCGUACAAGCUGCACCGCGAGUGCGGCAAGCACAUCAACCUGUACGACUGGCUGCAGGCCUUCGCCGCCGUGCUCCAGCCAGAUGUGGACGACGAGCAGCGCCACCAGGACUCCACUGUCCAAAUACGCUUCACUCGAGCAGUUGCAGAGCUCCAGUUUCUCGGGUUCAUAAAGUCGUCGAAGAGAAAGACGGAUCACGUGAUGCGUCUUACUUGGUGAUGCGAUGUUUUUGUGUGUUUUAUUUAUUCAAUUGAAAUAAACUUUUUUUAGAGAUAA